Messenger RNA from Scatophagus argus, 3982 nucleotides. It is a transcript of the gene cuedc1b, whose product is annotated as CUE domain containing 1b. The transcript has 11 exons. Bases 532 to 1725 code for a protein of 397 amino acids. The record is from RefSeq and is a predicted model, not a curated record. NCBI's taxonomy places the organism in Eukaryota, Metazoa, Chordata, Actinopteri, Scatophagidae. Gene Ontology annotation, molecular function: ubiquitin binding.
GACACAUCCGGUUGCCAGCAGAAUUUUAUGGCAUAUCUGCUGGUGUGUGAAAGGACAAUAUCCUUCUGGUUCCCAUUACAAUGCUAAAAUCCACAGUUCUGCUGCUCAGCUCUACUUCCUCUCGACAAUUCAUUACACUGUGGGUAUUGUUCGACUGGAUCCUUUGCGUCUCUGUCAGUGCUGAUAACUGUGAUGUAGCUAUGCGUCUUCCCUGGCGGAUUUUGUCUUGAACCUCACCUGAUAACAGGACUUUAGACAAUUAAUUUCUGUCACCACCUAACUAUUCCCUUCCCUGCACACCCUAUAAUACAGCCAUGCUUAAUGCAGCUCAAUAACAAGUAGCACUGGGGUGAGGGGGUUUUCUAAACUCCCACCAGUACAUUGCCAUGUUUGUGUUAGAAUGAAAAACUGAGUAUGGAAAAAGUGGAAAAUAAGUAAGACUGAAGGGGGUCAAGUGCUUGUGUUGGUGACAAAUAAGAAGAGCCAUCCUAUUAGUAGGUUGGCAACAGCUGAGGCAACCAGACCCUGAGGAUGACUAGUCUGUUCAGGCGCAGCAGCAGCAGCAAUGGAGGCUCUAGAAGCAGUGGAAGUGGUGGUGGCAGUGGUAGUGGGCAGCUCAACAACAGCAGGCCUAACCGGCAGGUCAGACGCCUAGAGUUCAAUCAGGCUAUGGAGGAUUUCAAGACCAUGUUCCCCUCUAUGGACUAUGAGGUGAUUGAGUGUGUGCUACGAUCCAACAAUGGAGCUGUGGAUGCCACCAUUGACCAGUUGCUCCAGAUGAACAUUGAUGGACAGGGCUCAGAUGACAGCUCAGAUUCAGAUGACAGCAUACCACCAGAGAUUUUGGAGCGAACACUGGAACCUGACAGUUCAGAUGAGGAACCGCCACCAGUCUAUUCUCCGCCAGCAUAUGAUAUGCACAUUUUUGACAGAAAAUACCCAGAAGCCCCACCAACACCCCCACCAAGAUUUGAAGCCGAGCGACCUCCUGGUCACCAGCAGGCCCGAAACUACCGGAACUGGAACCCUCCUUUGCUUGGAAAUCUCCCAGAUGAUUUUCUGCGGAUCAUGCCACAGCAGUUAGACAGCACAAAGAACUCUCAGAGCAGUCUGUCUCAGCCUUCGUCGUCAUCCUCUUCUGUUUCUUCAAUGAGCCAAUGGACAACCCACUCUGGUUCUCGGUCUGAAGCUGCAGUGUCUACUGGAGGUCCAGGUUUGACAACAGAAGCCACAGAACAAGCCAAGAAACUGAAGCAGUACCUGGAAGACGAACGCAUUGCCCUCUUUCUGCAGAAUGAGGAGUUUAUGAGAGAACUGCAGCGCAACCGCGAGUUCCUCAUCGCUUUAGAGAGAGAUCGCUUGAAGUAUGAAUCAAAGAAAUCAAAGUCCAAUCAUUCAUCUAGCAUGGAGAAUUCCACAGGAGAACAAUAUUCUACAGCUUCAGUGGAGGCCAUCUCAGAUGACGCCCUGUUCAGAGACAAACUCAAACACAUGGGCAAGUCAACGAGAAAGAAACUCUUUGAAAUUGCCAGAACAUUCUCAGAAAAGACGAAGAGGAGAAAGUCAAAAAGGAAGGUCCUCCUGAAGCACCAUUCAUUGGGCACAGCCAACUCUACAGCCAAUCUUCUUGACAAUGUGGAGGGAAACCCAGGUGAGGAAGAUGGCCAACCUAGAAGAGCAAAUACUCAGGAUGAGAAUGAACAACACAAUGAGCUAAUAUCAUGAUCCCCCAUGCUGCAACAUAUCAGGAUUACCAAGACAACGGCAGCAUGACACAUGGGUGAUGGCCUUGCAGCUCUUCCUGUCCGUACCUGCUCACCCCACCCUUAUACAAACCAGCCAAUUUAAGGCUCAGCCAUGAGUUGAGACUCCACUCCUUUCCAGGGUGAGGGGCGGGACUGAAGCACUGGACUGUCUGUAAAUGCAUUCUCUGUAUUAUAACACUUUGUUCAUAUAUAAUUUUAAAUGUAAAGGAAAAUUCAUUAGUCCUUACCAGUAUUUCUUAACAGCCUCCUUUAAUCCACUGAAAAGAACAGUAGCGUAGUGAUGAUCUUGCUAUAUAAACCUUUAUUUUUCCAGUCCUGUACAGUAGCGGAUUGUUUGAUUCUGACUGGAGCUGCUCAGGCUGGGCAUUUCAAAUUCAUAGUGUGCAUACUUAUGUAGAUUUUUUUUACCUCCUUUUAUUAAUCAAAUUCUGUGAUUUUGCUGCUUGUGAGUGUCAGGGGUUAUGUAACUGAAAUUCUCAUGUGUCAGAAUAUUGUGGCCAUUUAAAUUGUGGUCGCUCAAAUGUUAACACCUCCUCCUAGCUAUAAUGACCAGUUGAUCACACUUAAAGGACUUUGUUCUUAGAACAAACAUUUCAAGCAGUUAACUAGUUUGGUUUAUUUGGUGAGGUGAUAAUGGUGCCAUUCAUUUUAUUGUAGCGCCACUAACAGCACAGUUGCACAGGCAGAAGUUGGGAUGCUACAUAAAAUAGCUACAGUACAGUAACCCUGUAAGAAAGAUCAUGAGCAAUGCAGGUGUCAAACAGGACAAGUUUCAAAAGUUAGGAUAACUAGAACACAUAAACUUGAAACAAAUUAUUGUUUGGCUGGUUGGGAGGCCCAAAACCCACACUUGACACCCUGAUAUUGCUAGCAUAGACAAAAGGUGGGAUGAGCAAUUGUGGAGAAAGAUAGUUGAUUGCUGAAUCUUCUUCCCAGGACGUCUGUAUUUGAAAUCCAGGAAAUGAGAUUCAACAAUAGUGCCUCAGACCAAGCAACCACCUCAAAGCAUCUGUAUUUGACAACCUAGGAGUGAAACUCCAGCAUAAACUAUGAUCAUCCAGAAUCGCUCACCCCACGUCUAGAAACAUGCGGAGACAUGUAGCAUGUUAUCAGCCCGCCCCAGGAUCAUUACUUUUAGCAGCAGUUAAGGAGUAUAUGCACCUGUGAUCACAAAAUUCACAGUAAAAUUUUGAAUUAAUAGGAUAUGUCGAGGAAAUGCUGAGACAACUAGACGAACAUGAAGAAGAUGCUGUUUAAAAAUGAAAGUGUAGCAAUUAAUUCAGUACACGUUUGAAUAAAUUCUGACAAAUAGACAGCUCCCAAAUGUCAAGAUCUACCUCCUCUUACCCAUAAGCCCUUACAUUAUUAAGGCUAUGUCCUGUUAGUUUGAAUUAUGUCUUCAUUUCUGUCACAUCCAGAAAUUCACAGACCUGCAUUUUUGGGAAUUACAAUAUUAUUAUUAUGUUUAAUGGCAUGGCUCUCACUUCGCCUAUUGAACCCAACUAGGAGUGUGAGUCUGCUAAGCUGGACAUGCUUGGAAUGAGCAUGCCCCACUGCAUUCACUGCUUCACUUGAACUUCCAUUAAACCUAAAACAGUAAUUGUUAUGGAAAUAAGAAAUAUCACUCAUACUACGUUUCUAUAUCUCCGAUUGUCCCUGUAGUUUCAUUACAGGGAAACUGAAGAUCAUUUCCUUUUUUGAUCUUGUUAUCUUGAGUGAAUGAAAACCAAAACCUGUAAACGGUGGCACGAUGUUCAGACAUGAGAGAAUAAAGGGUGUGUCUGUUAGGGACGAUACAGCAUUUGAAAUGAUUUUUAAUGUGGAGAUUCGUUCUGAUAGGUGCCACUGAAAUUGGACACUGAAGUUAGAGAAAAUGUAAAAAAAAGAAAAAGAAAAAAAAAAGAAAAACGUGAGGUUUUCAUCCAUCCCUUUCUACUGCCCUUUUCUUUUGUAUGUGUAGAUGUACAACUAGCAUGGAAUGAAGUAAAAAGUCUAAUGUAGCCUGUGUAAACAGAAGGUGUUAGAAGAGGAACACAAACAAAUGUCUGCCAUGGACAUAACUUUACAAUGCAGAGGUUCCAAGAAAACUGCCAGACUUAAGGCUCUAGACAAACUAGAUGAAUUAACCUUCAAUCUGUUAAAUCAACUUUCUUUCUCCCUUUGUGAAUAAAGUGUUUUUUAAUCACUUCAGAACAUAUUAAAUUGAUCACUCUGGA